UGGCUCGCAAAGGGUAUGCAAUGACAGAAACUACAAGUCCCAUGAAGCCCUUGCACGUUGCGAACUCUACUAGCGCUGGCUGUCGGGUCUUGUGUGUGUGUGUGUAUAAGUGUGUGUGUAGGGAGCAGAGAGCCUGGCUGCUUGGAGCUUUUCCACCACGUUAUCAUCAUGUUGACACUGCCAGUGAGAUAUUUAGUCAGGCCUCUGUGCCAGCGUGUGACUGUGAGUCUGAGAGGGCAACACUCUGCAGCAGCACAGGUACCUGAUCAUGAUCGGCCCCUGGACCGGACAGGACAGCCUGGCACAGGAUGAUCCCGAGAUGUGGGACCUGUUGAAGAAAGAGAAAGACAGACAGUGUCGUGGGCUUGAGCUCAUUGCUUCAGAGAACUUCUGCAGCCGAGCAGCACUCGAGGCCCAGGGCUCCUGCCUCAACAAUAAAUAUUCAGAAGGAUACCCAGGAAAGAGGUAUUAUGGCGGUGCGGAAGUAGUGGACCAGAUCGAGCUUCUGUGUCAGAAGCGUGCUCUUGCUGCUUUUGAUCUGGACCCGGCACUCUGGGGAGUUAACGUUCAGCCGUACUCGGGCUCGCCAGCUAACUUCGCCGCCUACACAGCCGUGCUGAAUCCCCAUGAGCGUAUCAUGGGUCUGGACCUGCCUGACGGAGGACACCUUACACAUGGCUACAUGUCUGAUGUGAAGCGAAUCUCUGCUACUUCCAUCUACUUUGAGUCUAUGCCCUACAAACUCAAUCCUAAAACAGGUCUGAUAGACUACGACCAGAUGGAGCUGACUGCGAAGCUGUUUCGGCCCAGGCUGAUCAUCGCUGGCACCAGCGCUUAUGCCCGCCUCAUCGACUAUGCUCGCAUCAAGAAGCUGUGUACUGAGUUAAAUGCGUACCUGCUGGCAGACAUGGCCCACAUUAGUGGCCUUGUGGCUGCUAAAGCUGUUCCCUCUCCAUUUGAUCAUGCUGACCUCGUCACCACAACCACACAUAAAUCCCUCAGAGGAGCCAGAGCUGGCCUGAUAUUCUACCGUAAGGGCGUGCGCUCUGUGGAUAAGAAAGGUGCUCAGGUGAUGUAUGACCUUGAGGACAAGGUCAACUUCUCAGUCUUCCCCUCUCUCCAGGGAGGUCCCCACAAUCACGCUAUCGCUGGGGUUGCUGUGGCUCUGAGACAGGCCAACACCCCAGUGUUUAGAGAAUAUAUUGCACAGGUGAUGAAGAAUGCUAAAGCCAUGGCUGAUGCAUUGCUGAAAAAAGGAUAUACUCUUGUAUCAGGUGGGACUGAUAAUCACCUGGUGCUGGUUGAUUUGAGACCACAGGGAAUGGAUGGAGCACGUGCUGAAAGGGUUUUGGAGCUGGUCUCCAUUACAGCCAAUAAAAACACCUGCCCCGGGGACAAGAGUGCACUCACCCCUGGAGGCCUGCGACUGGGUGCCCCUGCUCUGACCUCUCGGCAGUUUAAAGAGGCAGACUUUGAGCGUGUUGUGGACUUUUUGGACGAAGGCUUCAAAAUCGCUCUGGACGUCAAGAAAAAGACCAAGAAAUUAGCGGAGUUUAAGAGCUUCCUUCUGGAGGAUCCUGAGACUGUUGCACGGAUUGGUGACCUGCGCAGUCGGGUGGAGGCAUUCGCUCGGCCUUUCCCCAUGCCAGGCUUCUCCGACCACUAACGCGGAGCCGAGACUGAGAAACGAGUGAAGCUCCACAUCCAUCUAGGAGCCUUUCGGCUACUCGCAGCAGCGUAAACAGUGAGAAAUGUAUCAGUAUUGGGAUAGAACACUUUUUCUACUUUAUAUGAGCCUUGUUGGUAAAACACAAAGUGAAAUGUUGCUAGAUGCUGCUUGAGUACCUUCAUCACUGCACAGAAUUCUGCUGACUCUAAGAACAAAAUGUUAUUUUUUUUUCUAAACCUAAAAGUCUUAAUGAGCCCAGUAGUGCAAAUAGACUAUCUACAACUAGUUUUCUUCACAUUGCAGCUCUCUCGUGAUGUAUAACAAGACCUGAUGUGUGUGAUUUAGUUUGGGAUGCCCAUGCUUUUUGAUUUUCGUUUUUUAAGUGAUGAAUCAAGAGCCUGAAAAUACUGGUACUUAAAUGCAAGCUCAAGUUGAACAGGAAGUAAAUAUCAGACUGGCCAAGCUAGUCUGGCUUGGGCAACACAAAAUAGACAGCUCUAGUUGUAUGUCUCUGAUAGUCUUAAUCCUGGAUGAACCUCCAGCUAGAGUAACCGAUACUUAGCUUACAUUCAUUUUUAUAUAACUCAACAAUCCUUAUGAGACCUUGCACAGUUCCUGAUGGAUCAUUGUUUUGCAAAGACACUCAGUGUUUACAAAUCAAUCUUAACCGUUAACUGCAGAGCAAAUGUCAACCACAAAUCUGUGUAUGCAUCAGCAUGGACCAUUUUCUGUCUCAAGCUAACUACUGCUGCUGUGAAUACAAACAAAAAAAUUCUACUUAAUAAUUAAAUACAGUAUGUUUUGAAAGUAUAGAGUAAUAUUACAGAGCGUUUGGAGUCGUAGCUCAUAGGGGGUGGGGUCAAGUACUGCCAAGUUCUUUUAACAGUGCAGUUUUGCCAAAUAUACACUUAAUUAUAACCCUUCCUUGUUAACUAAAGUGGUUAUAAUGGGAUGAACUUGUAUAACGACGUGACCAAUUGUAUACUGUGUUGUACUUGUCUUGUCUUUGCCCUGUUUACAUGACUCAUUCUCCAGCACUCUGUUCAUCAAACCUUUUUAUCUAUAAAGUUUUUUAAGUAGACAUUUACAAAGUGAUUUUAUAAAACUAAUCCCAAUAAAUUUGUGCAUUAACUAAA
Pangasianodon hypophthalmus (striped catfish) is the source of this 2805-nucleotide messenger RNA. It is a transcript of the gene shmt2, whose product is annotated as serine hydroxymethyltransferase 2 (mitochondrial). The transcript has 12 exons. Lineage: Eukaryota; Metazoa; Chordata; Actinopteri; Siluriformes; Pangasiidae. The record is from RefSeq and is a predicted model, not a curated record. The coding region runs from base 269 to 1666 and encodes 465 amino acids. Gene Ontology annotation, biological process: L-serine catabolic process; tetrahydrofolate interconversion; folic acid metabolic process. Gene Ontology annotation, cellular component: mitochondrial inner membrane; nucleus; cytosol. Gene Ontology annotation, molecular function: mRNA 5'-UTR binding; serine binding; cobalt ion binding.